AUGGCAUCAGGUGGUUGUGACCCUCCUCUUCCACCUUCAGGAAAAUCAGAUAAUGAGAAGGGGAAGAAGAAAUCUUAUGUGGUGAAGUUGUUGUCUCGUUUAAAUAAUGCCAAUGUUUCAAGUACGCAGCCAUCUACACCUACCUCUACCUCUACACCUACCUCUACCUCCACUGGUAGAUCUGUUCCACCACCAUUUCAAGCUCCUAGCUUCACACCUACUCCACCAUUUAUUCCACCUUCAUUGGAAGUUCCUGCCUUCACACCUAGUCCAGAACAAGUUGUUGUUGAUCAAUGGACAUCACUCUCCCCCCAUGUUGGUUCUAACCCAACAACUCCCACAAAUAUUGCACCAUCACCUCGUACAGUAGAUGCAGGUCCACAUUCAAGUUCAGCCGCUAAUGAGUUUGAAGAUGUUUCCCACCCUCAUCCAAUCAUUACACCUGUUGAGGAGGAAUAUGGCAUAGGUGGUUGUGACCCUCCUCUUCCACCUUUAGGAAAAUCAGAUAAUGAGAAGGGGAAGAAGAAAUCUUAUGUGGUGAAGUUGUUGUCCCGUUUAAAUAAUGUCAAUGUUUCAAGUACGCAACCAUCUACACCUACCUCUACCUCUACACCUACCUCUACCUCCACUAGUAGAUCUGUUCCAUCACCAUUUCAAGUUCUUGGCUUCACACCUACUCCACCAUUUAUUCCACCUUCAUUGGAAGUUCCUGCCUUUACACCUAGUCCAGAACAAGUUGUUAUUGAUCAAUGGACAUCACUCUCCCCCCGUGUUGGUUCUAACCCAACAACUCCCACAAAUAUUUCACCAUCACCUCGUACAGUAGAUGUAGGUCCACAUUCAAGUUCAGCCGCUAAUGAGUUUGAAGAUGUUUCCCACUCUCGUCCAAUCAUUACACUUGUUGAGGAGGGUAACAAACAUUUUAGAUAA
Molecule: messenger RNA, 930 nt
Organism: Vigna umbellata (rice bean)
Lineage: Eukaryota; Viridiplantae; Streptophyta; Magnoliopsida; Fabales; Fabaceae
Source: RefSeq, a predicted model, not a curated record